GUAACAAUCCCCCCCUCGAUCUCCCUCUCUAGCGUGACUUACCAAGCAACAACAACUAGGACAUCCACCAUGGCCACCUCGAGGUCUUUCUGUGGAAGCAGCAACAUCACAAUGCUGGCCGCCGCUCUGCUCCUUCUCCUGUCGACCUCCGCCGUGGCUCAGCUGGACGUCGGCUACUACAGCAAUUCUUGCCCGCACGUCGAGCAGAUCGUCCGGGAGGAGAUGCUCGGCAUACUCCAGGAGGCGCCCACGCUCGCCGGACCCUUCCUCCGCCUCCACUUUCACGACUGCUUCGUCCGGGGAUGCGACGCCUCCGUGCUGAUCGACUCCACCGACGUCGCCAACAAGCCCGCCGAGAAGGACGCGCCGCCCAACAAGAGCCUCCGCGGCUUCGGCGCCGUGCAGCGCGUCAAGGACAGGCUCCAGUCCGCGUGUCCUAACACCGUCUCCUGCGCCGACGUGCUCGCGCUCAUGGCCCGCGACGCCGUCGUGCUCGCCGGAGGCCCCACGUGGCCCGUCGCGCUCGGCCGGAGGGACGGCCGCGUCUCCAUCGCCAACGAGACCAACCAGCUUCCCCCGCCCACCUCCAACUUCACCCGCCUCUCCAAGAUGUUCGCCGCAAAGGGCCUCGACGCCAAGGACAUCGUCGUGCUCUCCGGCGGGCACACACUCGGCACCGCCCGCUGCGUCUCGUUCACCGACCGGCUGUACAACUUCACCGGCGCCAACAACCCGUCCGACGUGGACCCGGCGCUGGACACCGCGUACAUGGCCAAGCUGAAGUCUUAUUGCCGUAGCCUCGCCGACAACACCACUCUAGCCGAGAUGGACCCCGGCAGCUUCCUCACCUUCGACGCCGGCUACUACCGCCUCGUCGCCAAGCGCAGGGGCAUCCUCCACUCCGACUCCGCGCUCCUCGAGCACCCGACCACCAGGGCCUACGUCGAGCGCCAGGCCACCGGGCUCUUCGCCGCCGAGUUCUUCCGCGACUUCGCCGAGUCCAUGAUCAAGAUGGGCAACAUCGGCGUGCUCACCGGGGACCAGGGCGAGAUCAGGAGCAAGUGCUACGCCGUCAACAAAUAAUUGUCUCGGUUCAUUCGUCGACGUACUCGUGCAUUGCUAAUUCGGUACUAUUACUUUGAUUGCUUGCUUGGCUUGCGUUGGGUUCAUACAGAUAUGUGUGCUAAAUUAAUUUCACCCGUGACAUAUUUCUUUUUAAGUGUUCAUCAACCAUCACGACUGGCUGUGUUUGUAUAACUGAUAUUGGUCGUAAACGGCCUCAUACUUUCUUGUUUUGAUUUCAUUUUUUCAUGGGAAAUUUCUAUUCAUCUUGUAACAAUGGCGAUGUAAAGAAAUAUACAUUUUCUCAUGUUUACGGCAGA
Messenger RNA from Lolium perenne, 1382 nucleotides. RefSeq names its product peroxidase 1. Lineage: Eukaryota; Viridiplantae; Streptophyta; Magnoliopsida; Poales; Poaceae. Gene Ontology annotation, molecular function: peroxidase activity; heme binding. Gene Ontology annotation, biological process: hydrogen peroxide catabolic process; response to oxidative stress. The record is from RefSeq and is a predicted model, not a curated record.